AUGAAAGCUUCAAUUCUUCUUCUUGCCGGCUCCGUUGGCAUUGCUCUAGCCCAGCCCACUUCGUCCCUUACUGAACGCGACCACGUCGAAUCUCCUCUCUGCCCUUGGUUCGGCGAUGACAACCCUCUUCAGCCUACCCCUGCAUGCUGCUACAACGUGCCGUGGACUAAAGAGCGUUAUCCUUACAAAGUUUGCAUGGCCCCUUCGAAUGCAGAUAAUACCGCCGACUUCGAGGCAAGCUGCCAGAAAAUCAACCCCAAGGCCCGACCUGUGUGCUGCCCCCAAAGUCUCAUCACCGACGAUCCGGAAAAGAAUGUCGGCGAUGAUAUUCUCUGUUACAAGGCGAAGACCGUUAAUUAG
This is a messenger RNA of Penicillium manginii, 360 nucleotides long. RefSeq lists its product as uncharacterized. NCBI's taxonomy places the organism in Eukaryota, Fungi, Ascomycota, Eurotiomycetes, Eurotiales, Aspergillaceae. Bases 1 to 360 code for a protein of 119 amino acids. The transcript is spliced from 2 exons. The record is from RefSeq and is a predicted model, not a curated record.